GAGAGGCCUUAUCGAGAGCUGUGGGUUUCGCAACUUGAAGUUUUGAGAUAAUGUCGACUGAACCACUUGCGCUAGCGGGCCAAACAGUAGCAAAUGAGCAAAAAACAAGACUUAGCCAAAUGACCUUUUUGGACAUAUAUAGUUCGCCCGAUUUCCCUAGAAAAUCUUCUAUUAUUUGUACAAUAGGGCCGGGAACAGGUACAAAGGAAAUGCUUCUAAAGCUUCGCGAGGCCGGGAUGAACAUUAUGCGCCUUAAUUUUUCUCAUGGUUCUCACGAGUUCCAUGGAAAAUUAAUAGAUAACUUAAGAGAAACUUACAGUGCUAGCCCAGUGUAUGAGGUUGCCAUCGCUCUAGAUACCAAAGGCCCUGAAAUACGCACUGGUAUAAAUUUAAACAACGAGGAUAUUCAGCUUGAAAAGGGGCAGCAUAUUCGGCUCACUACCGAUGAAAGUUAUUAUGAAAAAGGACAGAAAGAUUGUAUAUACUGCGACUAUAAAAAUCUUCCCAAGGUUAUUAGCAAAAACUCCAUUAUUUACGUAGACGACGGGCUUUUGUCCUUGAAAGUGAUAAAAGUCAAUAAUAACUCUGUUGACUGUGAAAUUCAGAACAAUGGGAUCCUGGGCUCUCGAAAGGGCUGCAACUUACCGAACAUCGACGUCGACUUACCAGCGUUGUCUGAAAAGGACAAAAAGGAUUUAGAAUUCGGCGUUCAAAGAGGAGUGGAUAUGAUAUUUGCCUCUUUUAUACGUCGAGCAUCCGACGUCAAGGAGGUUCGCAAAACACUGGGUGAAGCAGGAAAAAACAUUAAGAUCAUCGCAAAGAUCGAAAACCAUCAAGGAGUUCGCAAUUUUGAUGCCAUACUAGCUGCGUCGGACGGCAUUAUGGUCGCUAGGGGAGAUUUAGGCAUCGAAGUUCCUCCUGAAAAGGUCUUCUUGGCCCAGAAGAUGAUGAUUUCAAAGUGCAAUCUAGCUGGGAAGCCAGUCAUAUGUGCCACCCAAAUGUUGGAAAGUAUGACCUACAACCCCCGGCCGACGCGUGCAGAGGUUUCUGACGUCGCGAACGCUAUACUGGACGGGGCCGAUUGUGUCAUGCUGUCCGGAGAAACUGCCAAGGGGAAGUACCCCGUGGAGGCCAUCCAAAUGAUGGCAAAAACGUGCCGGGAGGCGGAGUCGGCUUUCCACUCUCGCCUUUACUUCGACGAUCUGCGCAUGACAAGAGGGCCGAUCGAGGGGGCCGUCACUUCGAUCGCCGAGACCAUCGCCGUGGCUGCCGUGCAGGCUUCUUUUGAACUAAACUUUGCUGCAAUUAUAGUGCUGUCCACAAGCGGUACGACCGCGCGACUAGUUUCAAAGUACAGGCCGAAGUGUCCCAUCUUCAUGGUAACCCGCGUGGCCCAGGCCGCCCGCCAGGCCCACCUGUACCGGGGCGUGUAUGCAUUGCACUUUACCGGGGAGGAACUGGAAUCGUUUCAGGACGACGUCGACUGGCGACUAAAGUGGGCAAUCGAGAAGGGAAAGGAGGCUGGUCACUUAAAAGAAGGGGACCAAGUAAUUUGCAUUCAAGGCUGGCGCGGCGGUAUCGGCAACACAAACUCUUUGCGGAUUCUCUGCGCGGACGGCACAGAUCUUAAAUAAACCUUGCCUUUAUA
Messenger RNA from Zophobas morio, 1648 nucleotides. RefSeq lists its product as uncharacterized. The record is from RefSeq and is a predicted model, not a curated record. The coding region runs from base 51 to 1634 and encodes 527 amino acids. Gene Ontology annotation, cellular component: cytoplasm. The transcript is spliced from 10 exons. Gene Ontology annotation, biological process: glycolytic process. Gene Ontology annotation, molecular function: pyruvate kinase activity; magnesium ion binding; potassium ion binding. NCBI's taxonomy places the organism in Eukaryota, Metazoa, Arthropoda, Insecta, Coleoptera, Tenebrionidae.